AAAUGGGUCUUUUCUAAUUUUCCUGAUUUGGGAAAGAAAGAAAAACAGCUCACUAAACUCGCACCAAACAUCCACAUAGUACUCAUCGACACUCGCAAUCUCCGCCCCCACGCAGCCAUGCAAGCCGUCCACUCUGCCGCUCUCUGCCCCUCCCCUCUGGAACCUCUCCGCAAGCCCAUACCUACCUCCCCAUUAUUUUCGAGUACCAACAAUGCCAAACCCCCGAAUCCCCACACCAAAAAACACCCCUUCAUCAUCUCCGCUUCUUCAGCUCCCAAGCGCGAGACUGAUGCCAAGAAGCGCGUGGUCAUUACGGGCAUGGGCUUGGUUUCCGUUUUCGGAAACGACGUCGAUGCUUACUAUGAGAAACUGCUUGCCGGGGAGAGCGGUAUCAGACCCAUAGACCGUUUUGAUGCAUCGAAAUUUCCCACUCGGUUCGGUGGACAGAUUCGAGGAUUCAAGUCUGAGGGGUACAUUGAUGGGAAGAACGAUCGGAGACUUGAUGAUUGCCUCAGAUACUGCAUUGUUGCAGGAAAAAAAGCCCUCGAAAAUGCCAAUCUAGGUAGCGAAAAUUUGGGGAAGAUUGAUAAAGUGCGAGGUGGUGUUCUGGUUGGCACUGGAAUGGGUGGUCUUACCGUAUUUUCCGAUGGUGUUCAGGCUUUAAUUGAAAAAGGUCACAGGAAAAUCACUCCAUUCUUCAUACCUUAUGCCAUAACAAAUAUGGGAUCUGCUUUGCUUGCAAUUGAUCUUGGUUUGAUGGGACCAAAUUACUCAAUUUCAACUGCUUGUGCUACCUCCAAUUAUUGCUUCUACGCGGCUGCCAAUCACAUCCGUCGAGGCGAGGCUGAUUUGAUGUUAGCCGGUGGAACUGAAGCUGCCAUUAUUCCUAUUGGAUUGGGAGGUUUUGUUGCAUGCAGAGCUUUGUCUCAGAGGAACGAUGAUCCCCAAACAGCUUCUAGGCCUUGGGACAAGGAUCGAGAUGGCUUUGUUAUGGGUGAAGGUGCUGGAGUCUUGGUGAUGGAAAGUUUGGAACAUGCAAUGAAACGAGGUGCGCCAAUAAUUGCAGAGUAUUUGGGAGGUGCAGUGAACUGUGAUGCUUAUCAUAUGACUGAUCCCCGAUCUGAUGGACUUGGUGUGUCUUCAUGCAUCCAGAGUGCCCUUGAGGAUGCUGGUGUCUCACCAGAAGAGGUUAACUACAUUAAUGCCCACGCAACUUCCACAAUAGUGGGUGACUUGGCUGAGGUGAAUGCUGUUAAGAAGGUAUUCAAGAACACUUCACAGAUCAAAAUGAAUGCAACUAAGUCUAUGAUCGGGCACUGCCUUGGUGCUGCUGGUGGUCUGGAAGCUAUUGCAACAGUUAAAGCCAUAACAACAGGCUGGCUGCAUCCCACAAUAAAUCAAUUUAAUCCAGAGCCUUCAGUUGAGUUUGACACGGUUGCAAACCAAAAGCAGCCGCAUGAAGUUAAUGUUGCGAUUUCAAAUUCAUUCGGGUUUGGUGGACACAACUCUGUCGUGGCGUUUUCUGCAUUCAAGCCCUGAUCAUGUUGCUAGCGUUUCCCUUGUGGCCAUAGCAACUUUGCUUGUCGAGCUGUAUCUGGAUUACUGCGGCUGCUUCAUAUUUAUUCUGCAAGUUGCUGGAUUUGUUUGUAUUUUUCUGUAAUAAUUUUGAGUUUACUGCUUAGAUCUGUCGUCAAUUUUCCAUUGGAUAUAUUUGAACUGAUGCUGAUUAGAUCGGGAUCCGGAGAAUGAUUUUGUUAAACUUUGGGGUACAAGUUUUACAUGGUAGUUUAAUAAAAAUGCUAUUUUGGUUUCAUU
Molecule: messenger RNA, 1815 nt
Organism: Olea europaea var. sylvestris
Lineage: Eukaryota; Viridiplantae; Streptophyta; Magnoliopsida; Lamiales; Oleaceae
Product: 3-oxoacyl-[acyl-carrier-protein] synthase I, chloroplastic-like
Exons: 7
Coding region: 118-1539 (473 amino acids)
Biological process (GO): fatty acid biosynthetic process
Molecular function (GO): 3-oxoacyl-[acyl-carrier-protein] synthase activity
Source: RefSeq, a predicted model, not a curated record